Messenger RNA from Wyeomyia smithii (pitcher-plant mosquito), 4074 nucleotides. RefSeq names its product coatomer subunit alpha (gene alphaCOP). Gene Ontology annotation, molecular function: structural molecule activity; protein binding. Lineage: Eukaryota; Metazoa; Arthropoda; Insecta; Diptera; Culicidae. Gene Ontology annotation, biological process: endoplasmic reticulum to Golgi vesicle-mediated transport; intracellular protein transport; intra-Golgi vesicle-mediated transport. The record is from RefSeq and is a predicted model, not a curated record. Gene Ontology annotation, cellular component: COPI vesicle coat. The transcript is spliced from 3 exons. The coding region runs from base 202 to 3885 and encodes 1227 amino acids.
UUAUGACAGAAUUUGUUAGACGUGUCACGAAACAAGAAGAAGACGGGAGCAGUAAAAAUCGGAUCCAUUUUUUCACAACAGAGCCGAAAAUUGUGAAAAUUGGAUUCAAAUAACUAAAGACAGUUCAAGUAGUGUCGUUAAAAGUGCUUUGUGUGAUUAGAUUACUGAUUCUUCGAAUAAAACCGUACCGAAGGAACAGCUAUGUUGACUAAUUUUGAAACAAAAUCAGCCCGGGUGAAGGGCCUCUCGUUUCAUCCGAAGCGCCCAUGGAUUUUAGCAAGUUUACAUAGCGGCGUAAUCCAGCUUUGGGAUUACCGUAUUAGCACUCUGAUUGAGAAAUUUGACGAACAUGAUGGGCCAGUACGUGGCAUCGCGUUUCACAGCCAGCAGCCAUUGUUUGUGUCCGGUGGAGAUGACUUCAAGAUAAAAGUAUGGAACUACAAACAGCGCCGUUGUAUCUUUUCGCUUCUCGGUCACUUGGACUACGUCCGAACGACGGUUUUCCAUCAUGAAUACCCCUGGAUUCUGAGUGCUUCUGAUGACCAAACCAUUCGCAUAUGGAACUGGCAAUCUCGGUCCUGUAUUUGCGUAUUAACAGGACACAACCACUACGUUAUGUGUGCUCAGUUUCAUCCGACGGACGAUAUUAUCGUUUCGGCUUCAUUAGAUCAGACGGUAAGAAUUUGGGACAUUUCGGGACUGAGGAAGAAAAAUGUAGCCCCGGGACCAACCGGGCUGGAUGAUCACUUGAAGAAUCCGACGGCAACGGAUUUAUUUGGCCAAGCAGACGCAGUGGUGAAACAUGUGUUGGAAGGACACGACCGAGGAGUAAAUUGGGCUAGUUUCCAUCCGACGCUGCCGUUGAUUGUAUCUGGAGCAGACGAUCGGCAAAUCAAGCUGUGGAGGAUGAACGAAUAUAAGGCUUGGGAGGUGGACACCUGUCGAGGACACUAUUACAAUGUGUCUUGUGUGCUGUUCCAUCCAAGAGCCGAACUGAUUGUCUCCAAUAGCGAAGAUAAAAGUAUUCGCGUUUGGGAUAUGACCAAGCGGCAGUGUAUUCACACUUUUAGGAGAGAGCAUGAACGGUUCUGGAUUUUGGCAGCGCACCCGAAUUUGAACUUAUUUGCUGCAGGACAUGAUUCUGGCAUGAUUGUAUUCAAACUUGAACGUGAGCGACCAGCUUAUGCUGUAUACGGAAACUGCUUGUAUUAUGUAAAGGAACGAUUCCUGCGCGAACUUGAUUUCAACACUAAAUCCGAUACAGUUUUAAUGACUAUUCGUGGUGGAGGAAAAACGCCUGUAUACAGUAUGUCGUAUAAUCCAGCAUUGAAUGCUGUUCUGUUGUGUACCAGAACUUCAAAUUUAGAAAACAGCACCUAUGACUUGUAUAGCAUUCCGCAGAAAGACAGUGGUUCACAAAAUACCGAGACUGACAGCAAGCGGUCAUCAGGCGUUACAGCUGUUUGGGUUGCACGCAAUCGGUUUGCCGUUUUGGAUCGGUCCAAUCAACUCGUUAUUAAAAACUUCAAGAAUGAAGUUACCAAGAAAAUUCAAACUCCAGUGUCGGACGAAAUAUUCUACGCUGGAACGGGAAUGCUGUUGCUUCGAGAACCGGAACACGUUACAUUAUUUGAUGUACAGCAACUUCGUACUUUAGCGCAGGUCAAGAUUGCCAAGUGCAAGUACGUCGUUUGGUCCACCGACAUGAGCCACGUUGCUCUUCUCGCAAAGCACACUCUGAACAUUUGCAAUCGGCGCUUAGAUUUGCUGUGUUCAAUACACGAAAGCGCUCGUAUAAAAAGCGGGGCUUGGGAUGAUUCUGGGGUGUUCAUUUAUACCACCUCGAAUCACAUCAAAUACGCGAUAAUCAACGGUGAUCACGGAAUAAUACGCACUUUAGAUUUACCGAUUUAUAUUGCGCGUGUUAAAAACAGUCAAGUGUUCUGUCUGGAUCGAGAAUGUAGAACGCGCGUCCUGAAUAUUGACACAACCGAGUACAAGUUCAAACUUGCGCUGAUCAACCGAAAGUACGAAGAGGUGCUGCACAUGGUGCGUAACGCACGCUUAGUUGGGCAGAGUAUUAUCGCCUAUUUACAGCAGAAAGGUUACCCCGAGGUGGCCUUGCACUUCGUUAAAGAUGAAAAGACUCGCUUCGGUUUGGCACUGGAAUGCGGCAAUAUCGAGGUUGCUCUGGAAGCAGCUAAAGCUUUGGACGAUAAACAGUGCUGGGAAAGACUGGCUCAGACGGCCCUGAUGCAAGGCAAUCAUCAGGUAGUGGAAAUGUGCUAUCAGCGUACCAAGAAUUUCGACAAGUUAUCUUUCCUUUACUUGAUUACUGGAAACCUGGAGAAACUGAAAAAGAUGAACAAGAUUGCAGAAAUUCGUAAAGACGUGUCCGCUCAGUACCAGGGCGCUUUGCUACUGGGAGACGUCAAAGAGCGUGUCUCCAUACUGAAAAAUUGCAACCAAACGUCGUUGGCUUAUCUGACUGCCAAGACGCACGGACUAGAAGAAGAUGCCAACCAACUGGCUGAAACUGUUACAGCCGCCGGGAAAGAUUUGCCCGAGGUUCCGUUGAAUGCCAAAUUUUUACGGCCCCCGGUACCUAUCCAGCAGGCUGAGAGCAAUUGGCCACUGCUGACGGUUUCUAAAGGAUUCUUUGAAGGAACAAUGAUGUCUCGUGGAGCAGCAACCGUUCAUCAGGCCCUAGCAGCCACUGAAACCGUUGUCGAAGCAGCAGAUGAAGACGGUUGGGGUGUCGAUGAAGAUUUACGUGAUGAUGAUAAAUUUGAAGAUGCUAAGGAUGAUAGUGACAAUAAGGUUGAAGGGGGAGAAGGUGCCGGCUGGGAUGUAGGUGAUGACGACCUAGAACUUCCGGAGGAACUCAUGUCGAAGAUCUCUGCGAGCACUGCAGGAGAAAAAGGCUUUUAUGCGGUUCCACCAAAAGGUUUGCCACCUUCACACUUCUGGACAAUGAACUCGCAGCUCGCUGCCGAUCACGUACGAGCAGGGUCGUUUGAAACAGCUUUUCGAUUACUGCAUGAUCAGAUUGGUGUCGUUAACUUUGCUCCGUAUAAGGACAUUUUCAUGGAAUCCCAUAUCGGUUCUAAGACUUCCUAUACUUGUCUUCCAAGUAUUGGUCCUUUAACAGCUUAUCCGAACCGAAAUUGGAAAGAACUGAACGUUAAAAAUUGUCAUCCUACUUUGGCAUUUAAAUUAAAUGAUUUAGUACAGAUGUUACAGACGUGCUAUCAACUAACUACCACUGGAAAGUUUACUGAGGCGAUUGAAAAACUGCAACAUAUAAUGCUAUGCAUUCCAUUAUUGGUGGUCGAAUCUCGACAGGAAAUUGCUGAAGCCCAACAGUUGUUAACCAUAUGUCGCGAGUACGUUGUUGGUUUGCAAAUGGAGACUCUUCGUAAAGGGUUGCCAAAAAAUACACUGGAUGAGCAAAAGCGAAUCUGCGAGCUGGCGGCUUACUUUACCCACGUUAACUUACAGCCAGUACAUCAAAUUUUGACUUUAAGAACAGCACUCAACCUAUUCUUCAAGCUGAAAAACUAUAAAACCGCCGCCUCCUUCGCACGUCGGCUUAUCGAUUUGGGCCCCCGACCAGAGGUUGCAAAUCAAGCACGAAAGAUACUGUCUGCCUGCGAAGUAAACGAAGCUGAUGAACACAUCCUGCAGUACGACGAGCACAAUCCAUUCACACUAUGUGCGGUCACUUACAAACCGAUUUAUCGAGGCAAACCAGAAGAAAAAUGUUCCCUCUGUUCAGCUUCGUACCAGCCAGCAUACAAAGGGGUUACCUGUGUCGUCUGUCAGGUGUCCGAGGUAGGCAAGGAUGUGAUCGGUUUGAGGAUUAGUGCUUCGCAAUUCAAAUAAAUUUAGUAAUCUGAUGCGCAUUUUACAACAUAAUGCAUAUAAACUUUUAUUAAGUAUUCAAAAUAAUCUACACACGUACAUUUAUUCCAUUUCGAUUGUGUUGUUGAAACAGACGCCCCGAGAGUACUGUAACGUGGAAUGAUUAAAAAUCAAUAAACAUUACUAGUUCAUUAGUGUUACUUUUAGGCA